CCUAAUAUCAUAUCUUACUAUCUUCUAACGACUUAUAAUUGCGAAUGUUAUUGUCUAAAUCUACAGAUUCCCUCAGAAAACACAGUAAAGUUUAAUUCUCCUCCUCUCCCCCUCAGUGGGCUCUCCAUCACGGAGUUUUCGGGUUGUACUCUUUGUUCUGCUGCUCUCUCAGCUCAGCAGGCAAACACAUCUCUGUUCAGUGUGCAGCUGCAGCCGGCAGGCCCCGCUCGUCCUCCUCCUCCUCCCCCUGCUGCUCCAACAGGCCGCGCAGGCGCAUUGGCUCUUCUGUGCGCUCUACUGUUUGCAUUGUGUCUGAACUGCCGGCGAGCUUUAAAAAUAUUAUACCAACCGCGGCAAUGUCGGGCAGGUCGGUCCGAGCUGAGACCCGGAGCAGGGCGAAAGAUGACAUCAAGAGGGUUAUGGCCGCUAUUGAGAAAGUACGAAAAUGGGAGAAGAAAUGGGUGACGGUCGGAGACACGUCCCUUCGCAUCUACAAGUGGGUCCCGGUGACGGAGCCGAAAUCAGACGACAAGAACAAAAAUAAGAAGAAGGGUAAGGACGAUAAAUACGGCUCCGAGGUGACGACUCCGGAGAACAGCUCCUCUCCAGGGAUGAUGGACAUGCAUGAUGACAACAGUAACCAGAGCUCCAUCGCCGACUCGUCCCCAGUGAAGCAGGAAAACAGCUGUAGCACCAGCCCCGCCCUGGAGUCCAACGCCGCGUCUCUCCGCGACAACGGCGAGGCCAAGACUGACCAGAGCCCAGACAGCAAGAGAGGGAAGAGCAUCCCUACAUCAGAGACCUCAGAGCGAGCACAAAGUGCCAAGAGAGACAGUCUGUCCUCAGGGGAGAAGGAUUCCUCAGACAGCAAAGCCACUCAGGAUCUACAGGAGGAGACCCCGCCCAGCAAGAAAAGCAAACUGGAGUCCUCAUCUCAGGACUUUGAGGAGAGCUAAAUGUUUUGGGCUGAGUCAUUCUCUCCUUCACCUUCCUGUCUCCCUUCCUCUGUACCUCCUCCCAUUAACUCUAGAUGAUUUAGGGCUAAUGGACACACCGGCUCUCCUCUUAGAUUGUUUUUUUUUUAAUUUUUUUUAUUUCCCCUCCCUGCUCUUCAAAACCAAGGGGAGAACGGACGUCUCUCUUCCUUAUCGCUGUUUCCCACUUCCCGUUUCGCCACCUUUACCCAAACACUCCCCCCUGCCACCGAGGGAGGAUGGAUAUUACCUCUUGUUCAGUGGUUCCCCCUCCGUGCUUCCUUCCAGUCCUCCACAUUUUGUUUUGCCAAGAGAAGCGCCAGACCCAAGCUUCGGGACAGCGCCGGCAGCUCAGCCCAGCCACCGCCAGACCAGAACACAAACCCCGACCCGCUUCUGUGACUUAAAGAGCUCUGAGAUUAGGACGAGACCGAUCGCAGACGCUGCUCUGAGAUCACUCUUUUGUUUCACUGCUAACGGUUUAGCUCAGGAUAAGUCAAGGGGCUAACCUGGUCUCAGAUCAGUGGCUGUGGCAGCCCCCGUCCCCCCACCAACCCCGAAGGCCACGUCUCGCUUUCAAUCCUCCCGAUUCGCCUCCUGCUAGACUAAUGUUCUCUUUUGUUUAGGGAAUGUUUAGUUAUAUCUUUUUCUUUUUUUUUCUCCCUCAGGAGGGUCAAUGCACUGUUAUGGUAUGUCACAAUCGAUCACAGAUAGAUUUGCUGCUGUAGUGGAUGUCUUUUAUCUCUAUC
Molecule: messenger RNA, 1723 nt
Organism: Poecilia latipinna (sailfin molly)
Lineage: Eukaryota; Metazoa; Chordata; Actinopteri; Cyprinodontiformes; Poeciliidae
Gene: bcl7a
Product: BAF chromatin remodeling complex subunit BCL7A
Exons: 6
Coding region: 357-956 (199 amino acids)
Source: RefSeq, a predicted model, not a curated record